Molecule: messenger RNA, 2923 nt
Organism: Selaginella moellendorffii
Lineage: Eukaryota; Viridiplantae; Streptophyta; Lycopodiopsida; Selaginellales; Selaginellaceae
Product: protein FAM91A1-like
Exons: 11
Coding region: 107-2836 (909 amino acids)
Source: RefSeq, a predicted model, not a curated record
AACGAGUUGUUGGGAUGGAUCGUCGUUUUGAUGCGCUCUAGCUCGGUGUCGCGCGCGUGAUCUUUCCAAAUCGCGGCGAGGAUCGUUUCGCGCGGAUCUGAUCGCAAUGAAUCGUCUCACCACGAAUGUGGAAGAGCAGCUCAUAGUCAAGGCUAUCCAAGAGGAAGUGACAUGGGAAAAUCUUCCCAAGCGUCUCAAGCUCUUCAUGGCUUCCAAGGAUGACUGGCACAGAAAGAUCAAAGAGUACUGCAUCAAGAAGCGAUUGAAGUGGAGCGAAUGCCACGCUCGGAAUGCCUGUAGAGAAGGCGAGUACUACGACGAUCUAAUGCGCUACCUACGUAAGAACCUUGCGCUUUUCCCGUAUCACCUCUCCGAGAACAUAUGCCGACUCAUGCGAGUUUCUCCAUUUCGAUACUACUGCGAUAUGCUUUACGAGGUGAUGAGAAACGAGAAACCAUACGAUAGUAUUCCCAAUUUUAGUGCGGCUGAUGCUCUGAGAUUGACCGGGAUAGGAAGAAACGAGUUUAUAGAUACCAUGAAUAAGUCUAGAGGAAAGAAGUUUAUGUGGAAGAUGAACAAGUCUAUUGUGAAAGAUAUGCUGCCGACCGUGCCGGUGGAUAUUGCUAUAGAACCAUGGUGGACUGUUUGCGUGGUUAAUCUUUCUCUGGAGGAGUAUCGGAAAUUGUCUCCAGAGGAGCUGUACGUGAUCGACAAGAUUUGUAAGGAGGACAUAAAACUGUACUGCGAGUUUGAUCCGAAGGUCGUGCGGAGUUUGUAUCGCAGGGGACUCGUCUACUUCGACAUUCUGGUGCUUCCAGAUGACCGUUUUCAAGUAUCGAACUUGGAAGGAUUUGUCUCCAAUCGAGAACAGUCAUACGAGGAUCCUAUUGAGGAAGUUUUGUAUGCCGUUUUCGUUGCCUCAAGUGAACACGCAACUAUUUCCGAACUGGCAGCCACAUUACAGGUCGAUCUGGAUCAGCUAGAAGCUGCCGUUUCGGUUGCCUGUCGCCUUGGAUGGGCGACUAAAAUGCUCGAUCCAGCAGCACUAUUGAAUGACUCCAAUCAACCCGGAUCACCUGGAAGCGAAGGCGAAGGUCUUUCUUUCUUUACAAGUCCAGGAGGUCAGAGUCCGUCACACGACGGAGGUGGAGGAGACCAACCCCGUUCCAAGUCCGGAAUUCGAGUUGCAUUUUUAAUAGACGCAAACAUGACAUCGUACCUCAUGAUGGGAUCUUUUUCACCAGGGCUGAAAAAUCAUGCGGUGACUCUAUAUGAGGCUGGUAAGCUCGGUGACAGCAAUAUUGCUGAAUUCUGCAGCGACUUGAAAUCUUUAGAAAGUACAAAGCUUGAGGGGGAGCUUCAGCAGUUCGUCGACCAUGCUUUAAGCCUUCGUUACGCAUUGGAAUGUCUAAGGUCCGGAGGAACAGCUACAGACACUGACGACGAGCUAGAGGAGGCAGGUCCUGGGGUUGUUAAUGGAGAGCUAGAGAACGCUUCAGACUUUGAGUCAGAGUUUUCCUUCAUCAACGGGCAAGGGACGACCGCCAACAGGCUUAGCUUGUCAAGUGACACGGGGCUGGCAGGAAUUGUCCGGGGGAAAAGGAAGAAAUACUACAGAGUGGAUGUUCUUCGAUGUGAAAGCCUGGCAAGUCUGGCCUCAGCCACGCUUCAACGUCUCUUCCAGCGAGACUACAGCUUCGUCGUUUCUAUGAUCCCGCUGGCUUGUCCACCUCUAGUUGCCUCGUAUAACGCGGCGGGUCCAGUGCACUUCGGUCCUCCAUCUCGAGCUGCCGUGACGCCGUGGAUGAAGCUGCUUCUGUACACUGUCUUCGAGUGUGGCCCCGUGUCUGUCGUUCUUCUAAGAGGCCUACGACUGCGAUUGCUUCCACCACCUUUGGCAGGCUGCAGCAAGGCUUUAGUGUGGACGUGGGACGGGUCUACUUUUGCUGGGAUAGGUGGCCGCUUGGAGGGGACCAUGAUUCCGGGAGCAGUUCUCUUGCAUGGCUUGAAUUCGGUGCUGAGGCAUUCAGCAGUCCUCGUGCAGCCUUUUCAAGAAGGGCCGGACUCCUCUCCUGUCACGGUGGACGUUCCACUUCCGCUGAGCGAAGACAGGUUUAAGAGUCACCUUAGCGGCAGCGACGACGAGACACUCCAGUCGUAUAUGGAGUCUGCAGACGAGCUCAGCUUGAAGACUGUUGGAUACAUUCGUUUUCUGCGGGUGGGAAGCCUCGAAGACAGUGUGCGCUGGGUCCCUCAGGCUGUGGAGUUCGGAGUGCCUCUUUCCGACACCGAGCUGUGCAAGGCUGUCUGCGAGGGUGCCGUUUCUUGCGAGCUGUUCCACUUGUUUUCGCUUCCGAAGCACCAGGAUGCAAUGCAGCAGCUGAAGAAGAUGCUUCAUGACUUUAUUGGAGAGUACCAGGCAAAUGGACUAGUGGCGAAGCUUGCUUAUACGGCAGAAAAGACUGAGACGGGCAGGAGGCCAGAGCUUACUGUCAACUUUAGCAGCCGGUGGAACCCGUUUGCGGAGCCUGAUAGCCCGUCGCCCAAGAAGAACCCACGCAGCAGGAGGAGGCAUUCCAGCAUGAUGAGCUUCGACGGAGAUAUCUUGAGAGCUUUCUCGCUUGCUCCAAUCGAUCAAUCACCAAGCGAGCCGUCCUCUGCAAACAAGUCAGACCCUCUCGACGAUCUGGACGUAGGAGACGUCCCUCUUCCGGGCGUAAACUUGGUGUUCGACGGCACCAGUCUCGUGCCUCUGGACAUCGCCCCGUGCUUGCAAGGCAGCCUUGCUCCGAGUCUCGUCGCUCGGGCGAGCGCUCCAACACCGUCGCACAGAUAAGUCUAGUUUUCCGUUUCUCUGGUCAAUUUUUUUCUUCCGGGGGUCAACACCGGGUCAGCGAUCGUAUAUAUAUAUAUAUAUCUUCGA